UUACUAUUCUUUUUUGGCAGGCAUGCGUCUCAUCUUGGACUGCAAGGCUUUUUUCGGCUACAGUGGUGAUUCUAAGCCCAUCAUCUACUGGAUGAAGGGGGAUAAGUUUGUAGAGGAGUUGGAAGGACACAUAAGAGAGAGUGAAGUCAGGGUGGUGCGAGAGUUUCUUGGGGAGAAGGAGGUGGAGCUGUCUCUGAUCUUUGAUGCUGUGGAUGAGAUGGACAUGGGCAACUACACCUGUAAUGUGGAGAACCACAUCGGCCGUGGCAGUGGAAGUGCUAUCCUGCAGAAGAAAGAUAUGUACAGGCUGGAGUUGGUUGGUGGUCUAGGCGCCAUCAUGCUGUUAUUGGGGAUCUUCACUGCCAUCUAUAAGUGCUAUAAUGUGGAGAUCAUGCUGUGCUACCGGCGACACUUCGGCAGCGAUGAGGCAGAUGAUGACAACAAAGAAUAUGACGCCUACCUCUCUUACACCAAAGUGGACUUGGAGUCAGUGGAGCGAGAGAUGAGUGAGGAGGAGCUGUUUGCUCUGGAGAUCUUACCCGACGUCCUGGAGAAACACUACGGAUAUAAACUCUUCAUUCCACACCGGGACCUCAUACCCAGCAGCAGUAAGAACAACAUCCUGCCAUUUCACGUCCCUUUCAUUCAUGAGUGCAAGUUAGAAUUUAAUCAGGCGCAUGACUGACGCGGCCUUGCACAC
This is a messenger RNA of Pimephales promelas (fathead minnow), 700 nucleotides long. Lineage: Eukaryota; Metazoa; Chordata; Actinopteri; Cypriniformes; Leuciscidae. The record is from RefSeq and is a predicted model, not a curated record.